This is a messenger RNA of Aspergillus neoniger CBS 115656, 1407 nucleotides long. Its product is annotated as ACL4 family protein. Gene Ontology annotation, biological process: cell division. NCBI's taxonomy places the organism in Eukaryota, Fungi, Ascomycota, Eurotiomycetes, Eurotiales, Aspergillaceae. Bases 131 to 1330 code for a protein of 399 amino acids. The transcript has 2 exons. Gene Ontology annotation, molecular function: protein binding. The record is from RefSeq and is a predicted model, not a curated record.
UCGAAAUUCAAAGCUUCAAGCAUUUACACUCAAUAUUCUUAUUUAUAAAACCUUUCUACCCUUUACUCCGUGUCCUCAAAUAACCCCUUCAAGUACGUUUGACAUAUAAUUCCGUUACAGCUUAUAGAUCAUGGGAAAAUCAAGACCUCACAACAAGAAGGCCUCCAAAUCUCGCGCAAAGUCCGUUUUGGGCGCUGGCGGCUCGGUUUCGAAACAAAAAAUGAACGAAGACCCCUCUAAGCUCCUCGAGCAGGCGACGAUACAGCUCCAGACCGGUCAACCGGACGCAGCUCUCCAGUUAGCUCAGCAAGCCCUUAACAAUGCGCCGGACAAUUCUCCAUCUCAAUUAGUGGCACUUAAUACCGUUGGAGAGAUCUACGUUGAGCUGGGCGAGAUCGAUGUUGCGAAACAACACUUUAUGCGUGCCAUCGAGCUCGACCCGAAUGGCACGAUCCCUGAGGCUGAAGGAGGCGGUGCUGAGAAGUUCCUAUGGCUAGCUCAAUUGAGCGAACAGGGUGGGAAGGACAGCGUUCAAUGGUUCGAGAAGGGAGUGUCGUCGCUCAGGCAUAUUAUUCAGCAGCUUGAGCAGAAACCUGGCCCUGAGGAAGCGCUUGAGCUGGCCGAGAAGAAGCGCAAGAUGGCGAAUGCCCUCUGCGCUGUUGCUGAGAUCUACAUGACCGAUCUCUCGUGGGAAGAAGAUGCGGAAAACCGUUGCGAAUCACUCAUCACAGAAGCCCUCCUUGUCGCUCCGAAUGCGCCCGAAGUACUACAGACCCUCGCAUCGAUCCGGAUCUCGCAGCUACGGACAGAAGAGGCUCAAGCAGCGCUCAGGAGGAGUCUCGAUCUUUGGAAAGACCUACCGCCCGAGGACUUGUCCAUUCCUGACUUUGCGACAAGAAUCAGUCUUUCCCGUCUCCUGAUGGAGGUCAGUAUGGAGCUUGAGGCUCUCGAGGUGCUGGAACGCCUGAUCUUGGAGGACGAUCAAAGUGUAGAGGCAUGGUAUCUUGGAGGAUGGUGUCUGCAGCUCCUGGCCGGGAAGCAACAAGCACCGAAGGAUGCCGACGAAGAGGACGGCAACACCCCAGAGGCCAGGCGCCAUGCAUCACUCGUGGCUAGCCGCGAGUGGCUCAAGCAAAGCUUGACGCUGUACGACCUCGUUCAGUAUGAGGACGAGAGGCUUAAGGAACACGCACUGGAAUUGGUCCAAGAGAUGAACAAGGAGAUCGGUGAAGAUAUGGAUGACGAUGAGGCCGGGGAGGGUGAGGAAGAUUGGGAGGACGAGGAGAUCGAGGUGGAAUCUGACGGCGAUGACGAGAUGGCUGACUCAUAAAAAGCUGCAUGUUUUGAUUGUUACGAAAGUUCUUUGUCAUGAUACCAGUAUAUAAAAGGGCAUGUUUUCCGAUACAA